AUGUUCAAAUUAAAUGGAGAUAUUCUUUAUCUUAUUUUCAAAGAAUUACAAAAUGAUAAAAAAACCUUUCUUUCAUGCCUUCCAGUUAAUAAAACUUGGUGUGAAAUAACCAUUCCGAUUUUAUGGAAAAAUCCUUGGAAAUAUUUGAUUGAAGAGUUAUUAUUAAUACUAUUAAAUGUUGUCAUUUCACAUUUGUCAGAUGAGUCAAGAAGUAAUUUGAAGAAUAAAGGGGUUCAAUUUUUGACAACUGUUUAUCAAAAACCUUUAUUUAAUUACAUUAGUUUUUGUAGAUAUUUAAAUAUAAAUGAUUUGGAUAAAAUGAUCAACGUUAUUAUUAUUGAUCCUUAUGAUAUUGACGUAUUUUUAAAUUUUAGAAAAGAAAUAAUUAGUCUUUUUAUUAAUGAAAAUACAAGAUUAACACACCUAUAUAUACCCAAAAAAUUUGAUUAUCAAAUAAACCUUUUUCCUGGAGCCAAGCGCUGUUUUUCAGAGCUUGAAUUUCUCAGCUGUAAUACUUGCAUCAAUGAUAAUGUUUUAAUUGGAUUAACAGAAAUAUGCAAUUCAGUUAAAAAAUUAGAACUUCUUAUUGAGAAGCAUAAUAACAAUUAUGGAAUUAAUAAAUUAAUUGAAAGUCCCAAAAAAUUAUUUAAUGUUUGUUUGAUAACCAAGGAAUUUUUUAAAAAUGAUAUAUUUUGUAAGGUUCUUGAAAAUUCGUUAGUUAAACAUGCGAAUACUCUACUACAUUUUAAGACAAAUAUACAACCUACCACAAAUAUCCUUUCAUCUUUUGUAAAUUUAAAUAGAUUAGAAUUAAGUGGUGAAUAUGUUGAAAGAAUGUCAGAGUUGAAGAAUAUAUCUUUACCAUUCCUACAAAUUUUGAAAGCUAAAAAUGUCUUAAUCAAGGUAUUAACGAGUCUAAUUAAUAAUACAAAUGGACAUCUUAUUGAAAUAAGUAUUGAUCACAUAUUCCGUAAUGAGAUUGAUAAUGAAAAAAUUAUUCAAGUUAUUUAUCAAAGUUGUCCAAAUCUUACAUACCUUAAACUAAUGUUUAGAAAUCGGAAUAUUUUAGAAUUAGAAAAUUUAUUAAAUAAUUGUCAAUAUUUAAAUGGAUUAUACAUUUUGGUUGAUAAUGAUAUUUGGGAUAGUAAUAAUGACUAUGAAUUUAAUUGGGAUUUGUUAUUUGAAGUUUUGACUAGGUCAUCACCAAUUAAUUUGUUUAAAUUUAAAUUCUAUUUUUAUGAGACACCUAAAUUAAAAUCUUUAAAAUUAUUCCUUGAUAAUUGGAUAGGCAAACAUUCUAUGCUAUUACAAACUAUUCAAGAUAUUUAUUGGGUGUCUAAAAUAAUUGGAGCCAAAUACUUUGAUUUAAUAGAAGAAUAUAAAACACAAGGAAUUGUUAAAAUGUAUAAUCAUAGUGUUCCGAAUGAUAAUAUUUUUGAAGAUUUUGAAUGGAUUCAAGAAAAUAUUUAA
This is a messenger RNA of Rhizophagus irregularis DAOM 181602=DAOM 197198, 1470 nucleotides long. RefSeq lists its product as uncharacterized. The record is from RefSeq and is a predicted model, not a curated record. NCBI's taxonomy places the organism in Eukaryota, Fungi, Glomeromycota, Glomeromycetes, Glomerales, Glomeraceae.